GUACGCGUAGUUUUGUGCUAUUAAGGUGGUUUCGUAAUUUAAUUUAAAAGUAAUUUUUCCCAAUUACCAACAUUUCGUUAUAUUAAUAAUAGCUGCUCUAUAUCCUAACGUGAAUUCAUCGCCCCUUUAAAUCAAUUUGGUUUGUGCUACUUAUCAUCAUGAUAAAGGCAUGACUCAUUAACCUGACAACUGCUGAAACUUAGAUGGCGCUUAAACAAGAAUGUGUGCCGGCGCUUGCGUCUCCGAUGCUCCAUCGCACCGAAUAUAGGGAAGCCGGCCCACCGCCUCUGGCCACUGAGGACUUCGAAGAGGACGAGUUCCAAGAUGCAGCCGAAGAGCAACUUGAGUAUUCCAUGGAUUUACGAACGGCCUUCGAAGAGUGUGAGGUUGCAAUGAGAAAAUUUUUCAAUAACGACCUGGUGGGAGCGUCGAAUAUAAUGAAACCUUGGUGCCGCACGUCACUGUACCACAGCCUUGGCAUGUCCAUCUUCGAGUUUAUCCCCGCCAUGUUGACAUUCGACCACGGGCAGAUCAACCGCGCCCUAGCGGCGCUCAAAGUGUGCAUCUCCAUCUGCAAUCAGCAUCGGAGGAACUUCUCACUCGUCGAGAGCAUUGGCACUAUGAUAAGAAAGCCAAAUUUUAGCACGUACACAGACUUAGAGGCGCACGCCGAGCUCUGCUACGCGGAAGCUUUGCUGCUCCAAGCCAUGAUGACUAUCAUGGAGGGGGAGGAUCUCACUGGCCUUAUCAAGGGCACCAUCAAAGUCAAGAACUGCUACAAUAGCUAUAAAGACUGCGCCAAGAUUCUUGCGCGCAAACAGUGGGAGAGUGAAACGUCGCGGAUACAUUUCCAUAGCGGCGUGCGCCUGGGUACUGCCACGUUCAACGUGAUGAUAUCGCUGCUGCCUCCCAGGAUCAUCAGUCUGCUGGAGUUCGUCGGCUUUUCAGGAAAUAAGAGCUAUGGCCUGACAGAGCUGGUGGCCGGCAUGCGGUCCGCGGGCCUCCGGGCCGUGCUGUGCGAGCUCACGCUGCUCGCGUACCACCUCGUCAUCUGCCACUUCAUCGGCGCGCAGGCCGACCUCGACAUCUGCCAGGAGAUACUGGACAAGGAGCUCAAGGUGUAUCCGGAUGGUGUAUGGUUCCUGCUGUUUAAAGGGCGGCUCGAGCUGAUGCGAGGCAUGUUCAAUCCGUCCAUAGUCACGUACAACUUAGCCAUAGACAGCCAGGACAUGUGGCUGCAGUUUCGGCAUGUCUGCUACUGGGAGAUCAUGUGGGUUAAUGGGUUAAAAAUGGAUUGGCGGCAAGCUGCAGUGUAUGCCAACAAGCUAAUGGAGGAGAGUUCGUGGUCGCGGACGAUCUACACCUACACCAAGGCCGCGCUGCUGCUGCAACUUGGGGAAGACCUGAAGCUCGGGGAGAGACAGCAGUGCAACGAUCUCAUGAGGAACGCGUCUUACUACAAGCAACGCAUCGCAGGCAAAUCGCUCCCGAUGGAGAAGUUCAUGAUCAAACGUUGCGCGCGCUACAGCGCGCAGGGCCACCAGCUCGUGCUGCCCGCGCUGGAGCUGCUGUGUCUGUGGAACAUGUUCCCGGUGCUCGCACGGCACGAGCGCGCCGCGCAGGACGUGCUCAAGUUAAUAGAAACUACCCGCGACCGCCUGGACGCUGGCCCUAAGGAGUGGAUGGCUGGCUACGAGGCCGACAACCGCGCGCUGCUGUGCUACCUGCACGGGUGCUGUCUCUCCGCCAUGGGCCUCCCGCGGCUCGCCCUGGACUCGCUCGACUCAGUCAUGCUGUUGAAGAACUUAAUCAAAGAGGAUACGUUCCUGCUGCCGUACGCGAUGGCCGAGAUCGCCGUAUGUUACCAUUACUUGGGCGACGAUGAACGCGCCCUGCAAAUACUCACUGACACCAGGAAAAAAUAUUCUGGAUAUUCACUAGAAUCGAGGCUUCAGUUCCGUAUGCACUCAAGGAUGAUCAUGAUAAAGGAAAAAGAACUGAAAAACAAAACAGGAUCCGUAAAAAAAAUUACAUCAUAAUUAAACAUUUUAUGUGUUGAUGACGAUGACUGUACUUGGCUUAGUUUAAAAAUCACGAGUAAUUGUCAGUGUUCCUGAUUUCUAAAAACUACGAUAACAUGGUGACGAUAUCAAUAUAAGUUCUGCGGAAUCAGGUAGUGUUGUUAGUCGCCGCAACAAACUGGGGUUGGGGUACCAAGUCUGUCUUUUUGUAUGACCAUGCGGACAUUAACACUUCGCGCCAAUAAACAAGGGCCUUCUGUCCUGUCCCAUGUCCCAUACAGUUCACGCACGCUCCCUAUCCUUUGUCCCUGUCGGAUAACAUUAUGGAUGAUUAUGAGCUAAGCAACAUGUCAGGAGCUUUAUUACCUAAUCAUAGUCAGCUGUUAUGUUAGAUAUUGUCAUUACAUUUUAACAACUACUUACUUCACUAACUUGACGUAGACAUAAACCUUCAAAUUUUAUAAGAGAUGCUACUAGUUGAAAACUAUGUAUAAAGUGUUAAUCUACUUAUCUAAAGUCUACACGUGUAGUACAAUAUAUCUUAUCUACCCAUUAGAAAGAAGACAUUUACCUUAUAAUUGUAAAUACUGUUUGAGAUCGUAAUUUUGAGUCGCAGUGUUCGAUUGCAAUUAAUUACUUCAAGCAGGCGGGCGAGAGCACUAAAUAUAAUCAUAAUGUCUUUAUGACCAUGACAUUCCGUGCGAGUGCAUUCUGUCAAGGAAAUAUUGUUAGGCACACAUGCACCAUUCCACUGGUUAAACCUGGAGUUGCCAUACAAUUUGACACUGGGUUAACGGUUUGUCCAGUUAACCCCGGGUUAGUGGGAUGGUGCAAGUGGCCCUUAGGGUUUCUAAUAAAGAGAGAUUGCAGAAGACAUGUAAAGUCUAAGGAAACAUAGUUGCCCCUAGUUUGACAGUUGCAAUCGAUGGCGCUGUACUGCAUCAUAAGUUUUGUGGUCAUCGAAUUGUCAUACGUCAACUUUUGACAGCAAGAGUUACGUUACUGCUAUGGAAUACCGUCCAUAGUUAGUGCAUACUCGUAAUGUUCGCAGCCGCACACAUCUCUAUCACCAUCUACAUCAGCUGUCAAAUUCGAAGCACGAAUUUCUCUUAAGACUACCCAUAUUAUACAAUCAAUGAAUGUUUCUAAUAAGUGUGAUAGGAAAUGGCUCCAUGGACUUUGGGUUACUAUAUACGAAUAUAAUACAGGCUGUAUAGUUUUAUAUAAACCCUGUAUAGUAUAAACGUCUAAAAGUAAAGAAUCAACUAAUAGCAUAAGUAAAAAUAUUAGUACAAAUUCGAAUCAAUAUCAAUAAAGUAUAUGACUUCAACAAUCUAGAAAAACGUAUAGCGAGUAACAUGUAGGCUUAGCACAGGAGCGUCGUGACAGUAAUUUAGGGAAUGCAAACCGGUUUUUUUGUAUGAAAUUUCGGUUAAUAACCGGUUAUAAACCGGUUUUUCCAUACAAUUAAAAACCGGUUUGCAUUCCCCAGAAAGUAUCUCACCCGCGAGAUUAGACUAGGUAUAAUUAAUACAGUUAGAUAAAGACGGGUAGUCUAUCUCGCGGGCGAGACACUGUCGCGGGCGUCGCGGCGCCCCUCUGCUAAGUCUAUUGGUUUGAUAAAGGAAUAAUAAGAGACUAUGUAUAUGUAUUAUUAAAUUCAAAACCAAUGUUUUUUAUUUAUAUUUAGAAAAUUAUGAUGCUAGUUCUUGUAAUAUCAAAAAUACCACAUUCGAUAAUUUACAACCAAAUAAAUUAGCAUUAUAACACCAAAUUGUUUGUAACUUUUUGUCUACUUUGUAUUUAAAUUAUUACUUACAUAAAUGCCUGUCUGGGCUGUUAUUUUUUGAAAGUGUGUUAAAAAUGUGCCUUUGCAUUUAAGAUAUAUUUUAUUAACUAUAAUGAAAAGGGAAGUCCCUAAAUGAAGUUGUUUUUUUUUUACGUUAAGGGCCAAAGACAACAGCCCUAAAACUGGUAUAUAUAAGUGAAAAAAAAAAAUACAAUUUUGACACUAAACAACCAUUUUUCCAUAUUUUUUCCUAUAACUGUCAAAUGAAAAAGGCGCUACUUUAGGCAUAAAUUCGUGUCAAUAAUUUCUAAAAUAAGCUAUUUAAAUCCAACUUUUAGAUAGACAUUUGUAGAUAGAUAAUCUGUUAAUUUGUUUGCCACAAUGCACACAGAAAAUGACAAAGAAGUGUUUAUUUCCGCGACUAAACUAUACCUGACAGACAGAUAAGUAUAGUUACGUAUUCAGGUUUGGCUCUCUACUACUUACUUUGUCUUGUUUUUAAAUAAGUCUUAAGAAUAAAUAUGUAUAUUUUUUAGACUGUUCAUAUAUUUUUGCUACUAAUACAUAUCUAAGGAACAUGAAUAGUCAAGUUAAAGUUUCAUAUUUUUUAGAUAAUAUAAUAAUUCAGCCUGUAUCUUAGGAAAAAAUAGUUAAAAAUGAUUUAUUGUUAUUUUCCUAAAUACUACUAUUUUUUUACUUAAGUAGUCUACACUUAUCGCUUGAUCGAAUUUACCUUUUUUAGGGUUUCGUAGUCGACUAGAAACACUUAAGGAUUUGCCACACUGGAUGCGUUCUACGGGCAGCGGUCAAGUCAAACUUCAACUUCAAAGGUUUCUGUCAAUGUUGUUCAAUACAUAAUGCGGGAUUGACCUGACCGCUGACCGCAGAACGCAUCCAGUGUGGCAAAUCCUUUAUAGUUUCGCCAUGUCCAUCUGUCCGUCCGCGGCUUUGCUCCGUGAUCGUUAGUGCUAGAAAGCUGCAAUUUGGCAUGGAUACAUAAAUCAUGCAUGGCGACAGAACGGUAAAAAAAUGAAGAUUUUGGGUACCUCCUAUACAAAAUUGUUAUUUUUUUUGUUAAUUUUGUUUUUAGUUUUAACCCAAAUAUGUGGGGUAUCGUUGAAUAGGUCUUUCAAAACGAAUAAGGGUCUCCAACAUGAAAUUUUUUUAUGAAAAUUAUAGCGAACAUGAUUGUUCCUGCCGUUUUUAAAUUAUUGCAAAAGGUCUUCUCUUCUUAGUAAACAGACGUACAAAGCGCUGCGAAGGUACUCCCUUGUGCUUGUAAUAUACAUGACAUGAUACAUACUUACUAAUAGCCGCCGAUUGGCCUGUUCUGACAGAAUGGUAACUACGAAACCCAGCUCUGAGCAAGGCCCGACAUGCUCUUGGCCGUUUUUUUUAAAUUGCCAGUAGAUAAUCCAAUAAAAUAAAAUAAAUCCCUUUUUCAGUUGUAGCGCGGUAAUUUAAAUUUCUACCUGAAAUCUAUUAUCGUGGUUACUAUUGUUAUUUAUUUUUUAUACUUGUUAAUGUGAUAUAGAAAUAAUGAAGUGUUGUUAUUAGAGAAAUAGCAGACAGUAAAACUUCGUAUGCCUCUGUAAUAUUUUGGCUGUUCAAAACAUGAACUUAAUAUAGACAUGCUUAUAAGUUAUAGUUGUAUAGUUGUACUAGCGACCCGCCCUGCCUUCGCACGGGUGCAAUACUGAUGUAUAAUAUAAUAUAAUAAUACCUUUCUCUUGAAUCACUAUUAAAAAAACCGCAUCAAAAUCCGUUGCGUAGUUUUAAAGAUCUAAGCAUACAUAGGGACAGACAGACAGCAGGAAGCGCCUUUAAAUUGUUUUAUAGUAUGUAGUGAUUCUGGCAUGUGUCUGGACUAUUAUACCUUUAGGUUAUUAAAGACAUGGGUUAUCUACUCGUAGAUUAGCAGCUAGCAGCUACACUUUAUUAUGGACAUGAGUACUAUUAUAUUUAUAUUUUCCACUCUUUAUAGCAAUCUGGCAACACUAGACACAUUUAUUUGGAUUGGCAUUUUCAUAAACGCAAAUAGAUGAUAUGGAAGUAAAAAUAUCUAAUGUAAGUUUCAAACUAGUCUACAUGACCUUCCAUUAAAACCCUACUGAUCAACCGUCACAAUACUCACAAUGACGUGAUUAUGUUGAAUGGGGUUAGCCGGUCGAAGUGUCUAGCAGAUGACGCCAGCAUAGCUUGCCCUGUCAAUCACUAGAAUUGUGUUAAAUUCUUGUUUUUUUUAAUAGAAUUUUAUGCCCUGGACCCUUUAAGCCAAAUUUCAUAGAACUCAACCAGAGAAAGGGGCAAGCUAUGGUGGCGCCAUCUAUGCAAACCUUUGACAGUUGCCAACCCCAUUUUCAGUUUUAAACCCUUCCCGCAUAACCGGGAAUGAAGACUCUUCAACCAAACAGAUUUCGCAUUUUUCUCUGCCAGCUCGCCCUUUAUGACUUUCAAGACACCCUUGUGUCGCUUAACUUCAAACUCUUCCAUUCGACCCUUUUAGCAAAUAUCUACCCUAUUACCUUUUCUUAAUACCAAAAUCGCAAAAUCUGACAGAUGGAUUUACCCGAGUUUGAAGUUAAGCGACUCACUUUUACUUGUUUUUAACCGACUUCAAGAUUUCAAAGGAGGAGGUUCUCAAUUCGGUUGUAUGUUUUUUUUUAUGUUUGUUACUUCAUAACUCCAUCAUUUCUGGACCGAUUUUGAAAAUUCUUUUUUUGAUUGUAAGUAUAUACAUACAGAUUGGUCCCGUUUUUGUCAAAAAGCAGUUCUGAUGAUGGGUUCCAUGAGGAAUCGAGGGAACUCCUCAAAUGUUAAAGGCCAUAUAGUGAUUUUAGUAUUGUCAUUUGUCAUCAACAAAUCAAGCACUUACAUUUAAAAAAGUGACAUUUGAUGAAGUGGAACUGCUGAUGAUGAUCAGAACGGAACUCUUCACGUUUGGCGAUUUGUCCUCUUCGUUAUGUUUGUUAAGCAAGUUAGGUUUUCAAGAAACAUUUUUGUCAAGCUCGAGUUCUGAUGAUGGGAUCCAUGAGGAAUCGAGGGAACUCCUCAAAUGUGAAAGGCAUACAUAUAGUGAUUUUUGUAUUUUUAUCAACAAAUCCAGCAUUUCCAUUUUAAAAAGUGACAUUUGAUGAAGUGGAACUACUGAUGAUGAUCAGAAUGGAACUCUUUAAUGACGCAUAGUUUACGUUUGGCAAUUUUUCCUCUUCUUUAUGUUUGUUAAGCAACUUAAGUUUUUAAGACAUUUUUUGUCAAGCUCGAGUUCUGAUGAUGAGACCCACGAGGAACCGAUGGAUCUCCUCAAAUGUGAAAGGCAUACAUAUAGUAAUUUUUGUAUUUUCAUCAACAAAUCCAGCAUUUACAUUAAAAAAAGUGACAUUUGAUCACUUGAUCAAAUGUCACUUUUUUUAAGGAACUGCUGAUGAUGAUCAGAAUGGACCCGGACCGAACUCUGACCCAAACUUGGACACGGACCUGGACUCGGAUCCGAACCCAGACUCGGACCCGGAAAUGCUACUAGAAAAGUGGGUUAGGUUGGUAGGUGGGUUUUGAAGAACAGAACUGCUAUCAGAAAAGUAGGUUAGGUUAGGUUAGAGCUGUGACCCUUACAGAAAAGAAAUGCUAUCAGAAAAGUAGGUUAGGUUAGAACUGCGACCCUUACAAAAACGAGAUGCUACUAGAAAAGUGGGUUGUUUUACCUCCUUUUCUACAUAAUUAGGCAAAAUAUGCUGUCUUUUUCAUUUCAUUGUCUGGAAUCUAAGAGUGCACCAUCAACAAUAAGUGAACUUUCAGCGGCAUCCCCCAUUGAAGCCGGUUUUUUUUUCUUAAAAAUUAUAGUUAGUAACAUACCUAUUCUAAGAGUCAAAUUUUACCAUUUUUCUGUUGUGUUAAUAAUAGAUAAUAUGUAUAUUAUAUUAUAAUUAUGUUUUAGUAAAUAAACGUUAUUUAUAUGUUGGGGCAAUCGGUGUGUAUUUUUAGCUGAUAAAAAUAAAAAUUAUUUAAUGCUUU
Molecule: messenger RNA, 7821 nt
Organism: Cydia strobilella
Lineage: Eukaryota; Metazoa; Arthropoda; Insecta; Lepidoptera; Tortricidae
Product: tetratricopeptide repeat protein 39B-like
Exons: 15
Coding region: 204-2039 (611 amino acids)
Source: RefSeq, a predicted model, not a curated record